Penicillium subrubescens is the source of this 2364-nucleotide messenger RNA. RefSeq lists its product as uncharacterized. Gene Ontology annotation, molecular function: protein binding; catalytic activity. The transcript is spliced from 6 exons. The coding region runs from base 1 to 2364 and encodes 787 amino acids. The record is from RefSeq and is a predicted model, not a curated record. Lineage: Eukaryota; Fungi; Ascomycota; Eurotiomycetes; Eurotiales; Aspergillaceae. Gene Ontology annotation, biological process: nucleoside metabolic process.
AUGUCUAAUCCGAACGACUACAACGCCGGCUGGAUAUGCGCCAUAAAGACAGAGUACGUUGCCGCGCCGGCCUUUCUCGACGAAAAGCACGAAGGACCAGAAUAUGUGUCCAUUAAUGACAAUAACGAUUACACACUCGGCAAGGUUGGGAAACACAAUGUCGUCAUCUCCGUCCUUCCCUAUGGGGAGUACGGCAUAUCGUCUGCGACAGGCGUCGCAAAGGAAGACAUGCUACACAGCUUUCCUAACGUCAGAAUCGGUCUGAUGGUGGGCAUCGGCGGAGGUGCGCCCAGUCCAAAGCAUGAUAUCCGUCUUGGUGACAUCGUGGAGUUCCAAGAGACAGGGGUCUUAAUCCAGCCACCAAAGGUUCUGCGGGCUGCAGUGCAUGGACUUAGGGCUCAAUAUGAGCUCGAUGGUCAUCAGCUUGAAGAAGCUAUCAACAGCAUUCUCAAGAAGAAACCAAGAUUGCAACAGAAUUACAAGCAGCCCGACCCAAAGAAGCGAGCUGUGCGGCAGUCUGCAGUCUGUAGUGAUGAUCCGUCAAACUUGAUACCACGACGCGAACGGACCGAAAACGAGAAUAAUCCGGCAAUUCACUACGGUCUGAUUGCUUCGGCGAACCGAUUGAUGAAGGACGCUCUGCUUCGGGAUAAACUUGCGAAGGAAAAAAAUGUUCUGUGUUUUGAAAUGGAAGCGGCAGGGUUGAUGAACGAAUUUCCCUGUCUGGUAAUUCGUGGUAUAUGCGACUACUCGGACACACACAAGAACAAGGAGUGGCAAGGAUAUGCAGCAAUGGCAGCUAGUGCGUUCGCAAAGGAUCUUCUCUGUCGAAUCGCCCCGACUAUGGUUGAAGCAGAGAAGAAGAUUAGCGAUCAAGUUCAUGAGAUUCAACAUGCUUUGUCCACAACUGGAGCAAACGUUGCACAGAUGAAGUCCAAGUUGGACAAGGAUGAAGAUAUCAAGGUCCUCAAUUGGCUUACACCAAUUUACUACGCUGCACAACAGAAAUGCUUCAUCGGGAUGCGACAACCAGGAACUGGCCAAUGGCUUCUAGACUCGGACGAGUACCAGGCUUGGUUGAAGGCGGAUGAGCAGAUAUUGUUCUGCCCAGGUAUACCCGGAACGGGGAAGACCAUUAUCACGGCAACUAUUAUCGAUGAUCUCUACACCAGAUUUCGCGAUGACACUAGCAUUGCCAUCGCAUACCUAUAUUGCGACUUCCGCAGGCAACACGAACAGAAAUUGGAACACUUACUCGCGAACCUGCUGAAACAGUUGGCUCAGAGGUUAACAUCAAUACCAGAUGAUGUGAAAACUCUAUAUAAGCAGUAUAAGGACCAACCCCAACAACCAUCGCUUGAUGAAACCUCGAAAGUCCUAAAUUCCCUCAGUACAUUCUAUUCGAAAGUCUUUAUUGUCAUCGAUGCGUUGGAUGAAUGCCAAAUAACCGAUGGAUGCCGUACAAGGUUUCUAACUGAGAUCUUUAGCCUUCGAGCCAGACAGAGAGCAAGUAUCUGUUCGACUUCGAGAUUCAUUUUGGAGAUCCUAGAGAAAUUCAAAGAAUGCACGUCAUUGGAGAUCCGUGCUGGAGAUGCGGAUGCUACAAUAUCAAAGACUGUUGAUGGAAUGUUCCCUUCCCUCUGCGCAGGCUUGGUCACAAUCGAUACUCAGAGCGAUGUCAUCCGAUUAGUCCACUACACGACGCAACAAUACUUCGAGCAAACGCAGAAACUUUGGUUUCCAGAGGCAGAGACGAAUAUUACAAAAGUGUGCAUUACGUACCUCUCAUUCAGCGUUUUUGAGAGUGGGUUCUGUCAGACGUACGGCGAGUUUGAGGACAGGCUGAAGUCUAAUAAACUUUUCGACUAUGCUGCACAAAACUGGGGACAUCAUGCCCGCAUAUCAUCGAUUGAAGGGGAUGAGUUUAUUUGGGAUUUUCUUAAGAGCCAGACUAAGAUUUCUGCCCGCACCCAGGCCAUAAUGGUUGCCGAAGAAGGGGACAGGACCUAUAGUGAAACACGGAUGACAGGGCUCAAUAUCACAGCAUACUUUGGACUUGGGCAAUCGACGGUGGCCCUACUCAAUGGGCAACACAGUCCAAGUCUCAAAGCUAGUUACGGUGCAACACCGCUAUACUACGCCGCGGUAAUCGGGCAUCAAGUGGUGGUGAAGCUGCUGCUCGACAAGGACGCCGACCCCAACAGCAAGGAGGACGUGGGCGGCGCGACACCGCUGUAUAACGCUGUGGAGAACGGGCAUCAGGAGGUGGUGAAGCUGCUGCUUGACAAGGACGCCGACCCCAACACCAAGGAGGACAGGAGCAGCGCAACACCGCUACAUAACGCUGUGAGAACGGGCAUCUAG